Annulohypoxylon truncatum is the source of this 1209-nucleotide messenger RNA. Its product is annotated as actin cytoskeleton-regulatory complex protein. Lineage: Eukaryota; Fungi; Ascomycota; Sordariomycetes; Xylariales; Hypoxylaceae. Gene Ontology annotation, cellular component: plasma membrane; cytoplasm. Gene Ontology annotation, biological process: endocytosis; actin filament organization; endosomal transport. The record is from RefSeq and is a predicted model, not a curated record. The transcript is spliced from 3 exons. Gene Ontology annotation, molecular function: protein binding; calcium ion binding. Bases 1 to 1209 code for a protein of 402 amino acids.
AUGGCACCUCGAAUCGAGGCUCAAGAGAUAGAGACGUAUUGGAACAUCUUCACAACGCGGACCAAUGGCGGCAAAUAUCUGACGGGCGAACAAGCAGCGCCGCUGCUCAAGAACAGUGGAUUGAGAGACAACCAACUCGAGCGCGUGUGGGACGUAGCUGAUGUCGACAAUGACGGAAAUCUGGACUUCGAGGAGUUCUGCGUCGCUAUGCGCAUCAUCUUCGACUUGGUGAACGGGGAAUACAACGAUGUACCCACGACGUUGCCGGACUGGCUCGUCCCCGAAUCCAAAGCCCACCUCGUCCAAGCCAACCGCGCCCUUACCGGCAAGCAAGUGCAGUUCGAACAGGUCGAUGACGACUCGGACACGCCAGGUCUCAAGGACGGCUUCGACUGGUACAUGAACCCGCAGGACAAGGCCAAGUACGAGUCCAUAUAUCAAGAGAACCGGGACAUGCGAGGAGAGAUAUCAUUCAACUCCCUGGAGGACCUGUACGAAUCGCUCGACGUGCCAGACACGGACGUCCGGUCGGCGUGGAACCUGAUCAACCCGUCGGCGAGCAGCACGGUGAACAAGGACGCGUGCCUGGCGUUCCUGCACAUCCUCAACAACCGGCACGAGGGGUUCCGGAUCCCGCGGACGGUGCCGGCGUCGCUGCGGGCCUCGUUCGAGCGCAACCAGAUCGACUACCAGGUCGACAGCGCGCGCAACAACCCGACCGCGGCGGCGGCGUCGCGGUGGGCGGCCAAGGCGGACGAGAACACGAGCACGGGCCGCAAGGCCAAGUUCGGCGACCAGUACCUCACGCGCCUCGGCCGCGGCGCCUUCAAGGCCACCGGCACCGACUUCAGCAACGCCCAGAGCGACGAGCAGUGGGAGGAGGUACGGCUCAAGAAGCAGCUCCAGGAGCUCGAGGACCGCAUGGCGAAGGUCGAGGCCGAGGCGAACCGGCGCAGCGGAGGCAAGAGGGAUUCGAAACCGGCGCUUGUGAAGAGGGAGCUCGAGCAGUUGCUGGAUUAUAAGAGGAGGGAGCUGAGGGAGCUCGAGGAGGGCACUGGGAAGGGCAAGACGGGGGCCGGGCUUAGGGGCGUGGCGGAUGAUUUGGCGACGGUGAAAGAGCAGGUUGAGGGCUUGGAGACGCAUCUCGCGGGCCGGAUGCAGGUUUUGGAGCAGUUGAGGCGGGAGAUUGAUGAUGAGAAGGUGAGAUGA